GAGCAAGAGCGCAAGCUCAAAGCAGAAACGGCUAUGGCGAUUCGCGCGUUUAUUUCCAGUCUCCGACGGCAAACGAAGACGACGACGACGUCUCUCUUUCGAGAUUCCUCUUUGUUUCUGAGAGCAUCUAGCCCGAAUUCUUGCUGCAGUGUAGAGCUACAGUCCGAGGCGAGGUUCCUUUCCUCCGUCGCCUCGCCUAGCCAUGUUACCGGCCGGCGAAGCCUCAAGGAUAAAGAUUCGAGGCUGAGAUUUCCUUCCGGAGAGAGUCCGACGACCCUUCUCAAGAACUGGACCAACGAGGGGCGGAAAGUUGCAGUCUCGGAGCUCAAGCCCAGAUACAAGAAGCUCCUCGGAGCUAAACGCUACCGUGACGCACUCGAGAUACUUGAAUGGAUGGAAAUUCACUGCAAGAACCAAAUGUCAGUGGAGGAUCACGCCAACGGGCUUGAAUUAACCCUCAAAAUGCGAGGUAUAACCAAGGCUGAAGAGUAUUUCGAGCGCCUGCCCAGCUCUGCCUCACGUAAAGCAGCUUUGUUUCCGAUUCUUUGCUCCUACGUCAGACAACGGGACACCACCAAAGCUGAGGCCUUCAUGGUGAAAAUGAACAAGUUGGGGCUGAUUCUCGAUGCUCAUCCGUUCAACGAGAUGAUGAAACUCUAUAUGGCCACAUCUCAGCAUCUGAAAGUGCAGCAUGUGAUCGAACAAAUGAAGCAAAAUCAGAUACCCAGAAAUGUUCUGUCUUAUAAUCUCUGGAUGUGUGCCUGUGGUGAGGCAUUGGAGGUGAACAGAGCGGAGAUGGUUUACAUGGAAAUGGUGGAUGAUCAGACCGUUGAAGUUGGAUGGAGUGGCCUGUGUACCCUGGCUAAUGUCUACAUAAAAGCCGGUAUUGUUGACAAAGCUCUCGUAGCGACUAAGAAUGCAGAGAAGAAGCUCUCUCCAAGCAAGCGCCGUGGUUAUUUCUUCCUCAUGACAAUGUACUCUUCCCUGAAGAACAAAGAAGGUGUUCUGAGGGUUUGGGAAGCAAGUAAAGCAGUUGGGGGAGGAAGAAUCAGUUGUGCUGAUUACAUCUGUGUGUUGUCGUGUCUGGUGAAGUUGGGCGCCAUUGUUGAAGCCGAGGGAGUGUUCGUUGAAUGGGAGUCGAAUUGUCGGAACUAUGACAUGCGGGUGGCUAAUGUGCUUCUGGGAACAUAUGUGCGGAGUGGCAUGAUGGAAAAGGCCGAGUCUUUUCACUAUCACACCAUUGAGAAGGGCGGGAAUCCAAAUUACAAGACGUGGGAGAUCUUGAUUGAAGGAUGGGUGAAGACUCAAAAGAUGGAUAAAGCCGUGAGUGCGAUGAAGAAAGGAUUGAGUAGGCUGAAAAGUUGUCACUGGAGGCCCUCAGAGAACAUCUUGAUGCCCAUCGCUGAGUACUUCAAGCAACAAGGGAAUCUGGAAGAAGCAAAUGACUAUCUAAGGAUUAUCCAUCACUUGGGUGUUUCAAGCUUGCCAUUGUAUAAAUUGCUCCUCGGGUUCCACCUUCAGGCUCAAAAACCGGUCCAUCACAUCCUGAGUAUGAUGGAGAAGGACGAAAUUGAGAUGGAUGAUGAGAUAUCUGCCUUAGUUCGAGCCUCCAAGAGUAGCGCAAUCAGUGACACAGGCCAUGGUAGUUUCGGUCAAUUUGGGUGUCCCCAUUCAUCGGAGUAAGCGGGAAGUCAGAUGGCGUGUUGAGCAAGCUUGUGGCAACUACAAGCCCGUAGCUCCACUGGGGAUUAGUGAUUAAAAUUAAAAGGAUUACUUCGUGGUGCUUGGAUUCUGGUCGCAGCAAACUUGGCCCCUCCCUGCCUUUAACUGUAGUCGUGCGUUUCAUUUUUAUAAAACUGGGAUGCUUUGUUGCAGUUUCUCUGUUGAUAAUACACUGAUGGAAAUGGGAAUUAAUGAUGAAGAAAGCAGGCGACUUUACAAAGGCCAAAAGAACACCAGACAUCUCAACACUGAACUAUGACAGAUUAGCUCAAAUUCUGCACCUCCGCGACAUGUUGAUCGCCGCCUACGAAUCUUAUUUCUGGCACCACUAGUCUGGCAAUUGACAGAAUGAACACACAUGGUUAGC
Molecule: messenger RNA, 2089 nt
Organism: Linum trigynum
Lineage: Eukaryota; Viridiplantae; Streptophyta; Magnoliopsida; Malpighiales; Linaceae
Source: the annotation of a GenBank genome assembly